Lates calcarifer (barramundi perch) is the source of this 5238-nucleotide messenger RNA. Its product is annotated as ATP-binding cassette sub-family C member 4-like. Gene Ontology annotation, molecular function: ATP binding; ABC-type transporter activity; ATP hydrolysis activity. NCBI's taxonomy places the organism in Eukaryota, Metazoa, Chordata, Actinopteri, Centropomidae. The record is from RefSeq and is a predicted model, not a curated record. Gene Ontology annotation, cellular component: plasma membrane. Gene Ontology annotation, biological process: transmembrane transport.
AAAACACCAGUUCAAGAUGGCGUCCACGAAGAGCUCAAGCCGGCAGGUUACUGUUUUCAUGACCGUGCAUUUUGUUUGAGAACAAGAGCGAACACAUAUGCACCAGAGUUUCUCUGAAUUCCCCCCAAAAAGCACACUGUAAGUGUGAUUGGAUAAAACAGAAUGGAGUUUAUGUGGGAAGUCAUGGAGACUAGCGUCAGCCAAUCCCAAGGUGGCGGGCGGGGCUACGUAGUGUCCCACUCACCUGACAGCCGAACCGGCGUCUGUGCGUCUUCUGUAGUAAUCCUGUCCUGAAUGUUGGCAGCCAGCCUGCAGAGAAAGUCUUCAGGUUGCUUGUACUGUUGGGGGCAUGGAACCUCUGCGGAAGGAGGCGAGGGAUAAUCCGUCGGCUUCAGCUAAUCUUCUCUCCAAGAUUUUCUUCUGCUGGCUGAAUCCCUUGUUCAGAAUUGGCUACAAAAGGAAGUUGGAAGAAGAUGACAUGUAUAAAGUUCUACCAGAGGAUGCAUCUAAUAGACUUGGAGAGGAACUGCAGUGGUACUGGAAUCAAGAAGUUCAACAGGCAGCAAAAGAAAUGCGCCCACCGAAACUUACCACAGUCCUUGUUCACUGCUAUUGGAGAUCAUAUUCACUCAUUGGAAUAUACAUCUUUAUAGAGGAAGUUAUCAAAGUUAUUCAACCAGUGCUACUGGGGAAGCUGAUUGAGUACUUUGAGAGUUAUGACCCCAUCAACACAGUUGCAGUCUAUGAAGCCUACAGCUACGCUGUGGGCAUCUCCCUGUCAACCAUCGGCCUGGCUGUCCUUCAUCAUCUCUAUUUCUACCAUGUUCAGCGAGCAGGCAUGAAGAUCCGCGUGGCUAUGUGCCACAUGAUCUAUCGUAAGGCUCUAUGUCUCAACAGCACAGCACUGGCCAAAACUACAACUGGACAAAUUGUCAACCUCUUGUCUAAUGAUGUCAACAAAUUUGAUGAGGUAACGUUAUACUUGCACUUUUUGUGGAUUGGCCCCCUGCAAGCAGCAACUGUGAUAUUAUUGUUGAUGUAUGCAAUUGGUCCUUCAUGCCUCGCGGGAAUGGCUGUCUUCUUCAUCCUGAUGCCAAUACAGACAAUGUUUGGACGACUGUUCUCUAGACUUAGGGCUGAAACAGCAGUCUUAACAGAUGAGAGGAUACGCACCAUGAAUGAAGUCAUCUCUGGGAUCCGUGUUAUAAAGAUGUAUGGGUGGGAGAAGCCUUUUGCUGCAUUGGUGGAUGAAGUCAGAAGACUGGAAAUCUCCAAGAUCAUGAAAAGCUCCUAUUUGCGUGGCCUGAACAUGGCAUCUUUUUUUGUGGCCAGCAAGAUCAUCAUCUUCAUCACUGUGUGUGUUUACGUUCUGAAUGGAAACAAGCUGUCUGCAAGCAGAGUGUUUAUGGCUGUUUCCCUCUAUGGGGCAGUCAGACUCACCAUUACGCUGUUCUUUCCCUUUGCCAUAGAGAAGGUCUCUGAGUCUCUCAUCAGUAUCCGAAGGAUUAAAAAUUUUCUUCUGUUGGAUGAAGUUGCUCCACAGCAUCUCGGACUUCCUGUGGCAGAGGAGGAUUGUAUGGUGGAGAUUCAGGAUUUAUUAUGCUACUGGGAUAAGAUGCUAGAGGCUCCAACCUUACAGAACGUGUCUUUCACAGUGAGGCCCGAACAGCUCCUGGCAGUAAUUGGACCCGUUGGGGCUGGAAAGUCCUCGCUCCUCAGUGCCAUCCUGGGAGAACUGAGUCAGGAAAGUGGUGUGGUCAAAGUCAAAGGAGAGCUGACCUACACUUCUCAGCAGCCCUGGAUUUUACCCGGUACGAUUCGAAGCAACAUCCUUUUUGGCAAAGAGCUCAACCACCAGAAGUAUGAUAGAGUUCUGAGAGCCUGCGCCCUCAAGAGAGACAUGGACCUGUUGCCAGGUGGUGACUUGAUGAUGGUCGGGGACAGAGGAUCCAAUCUUAGUGGAGGACAGAAAGCAAGGGUCAGCUUAGCCAGAGCAGUGUAUCAGGAUGCAGAUAUCUACUUGCUCGAUGAUCCACUCAGUGCAGUGGAUGCAGAGGUGGGCCGGCACCUCUUUGAAGAGUGCAUUUGUGGACUUUUGAGGAAGAAGCCUCGCAUCUUGGUUACUCACCAGCUACAGUAUCUUAAGGCUGCAGAUCAAAUCAUUGUCCUAAAGGAGGGACAGAUGGUGGCACAAGGGACCUACAAUGAUUUGCAGAGCUCUGGACUAGACUUUACCUCCCUGCUUAAGGAGGAGGAGGGUCAGGGCGAGGAGGAAGACAGACAAGGCAUGACUCCCAUCCCUGGGAAUGUGCCCCGCUUCCCCCAUACACUCUCUGACAACUCCAUGUCCUCCAUGUCCUCCCUUUCCUCCUCUCGGUGCUCUUUGAUUGAGGGAGCAGAACCACUUGCAGUGGUAAUGCAACCUACAGAGGAGGAAAGGCGCUUGGAGGGAAACAUCGGCCUGCGUAUGUAUGUGAAAUAUUUCAUGGCAGGUGGUAACUUCCUGGUCCUCUUGGUCCUCAUUUUACUCAAUGCCCUAGCACAUGUUACAUUUGUUCUGCAGGACUGGUGGCUUGCUUGCUGGGCCUCUGAACAGAAGCACAUCAAUGUGACGGAGCACCUCAAUGGCAGCUUCCCUCAGCAGUUGGACCUUGACCUGUACCUAGGUGUUUACGCAGGUUUAACAGCCACCUCAGUUGUGUUUGGCUUCCUUCGCAGUUUGCUCUUCUUUAAUAUCCUGGUGAGCUCAGCCCAAACCCUACACAACAGCAUGUUCAAUGCCAUCCUCCGGACCCCGGUACACUUUUUCGAUAUCAAUCCAAUUGGAAGAAUCCUCAACAGGUUUUCGAAGGACAUUGGUUACCUGGACUCACUGCUCCCGUGGACUUUUGUGGACUUUAUCCAGGUUUUUCUCCAAGUCAUUGGAGUGAUUGCAGUAGCUGCCAUCAUCAUCCCUUGGAUCCUUAUUCCUGUUGUUCCCCUCCUCGCUGUCUUCCUGUUUCUGAGACGCUACUUCCUGCAGACCUCCAGGGACAUCAAGCGGCUAGAGUCUACCACCCGGAGUCCUGUGUUCUCCCACCUUUCUUCAUCUCUACAAGGCCUGAGCACCAUCCGUGCCUUCAAGGUUCAGCAGAAGUUUCAGCAAAUGUUUGAUGAAUAUCAAGAUCUUCACUCAGAGGCCUGGUUUUUAUUCCUGACUACGUCUCGUUGGUUUGCUGUUCGUCUUGAUGGAAUUUGUUCAAUUUUUGUGACCAUCACUGCUUUUGGCUGCCUUUACCUCAGGGAUGGGUUGGAGCCAGGUGCAGUAGGUCUGGCUCUGUCUUAUGCUGUCACACUCACAGGCAUGUUCCAGUGGGGUGUUAGACAGAGCGCAGAGAUCGAGAACAUGAUGACCUCAGUGGAGAGAGUGGUUGAAUAUGCAGAGCUGGAGAGUGAAGCACCUUGGGAGACAGACAAACAGCCUCCACAUGACUGGCCGAAGACAGGCUCCAUCACCUUUGACAGAGUCAACUACUCUUACAGUGCCAGCGAGCCUUUGGUCCUAAAGAACUUGACUGUUGUCUUCACAUCCAGAGAAAAGGUUGGCAUCGUUGGGCGCACUGGUGCUGGUAAAAGCUCCCUGAUCUCUGCCUUGUUCCGGCUCGCAGAACCUGACGGAAGAAUAUGGAUUGAUGGUUUUCAGACUUCUGCAAUUGGUCUGCACACCCUGCGCCAGAAAAUGUCCAUCAUCCCACAGGACCCAGUUCUCUUCACGGGCACCAUGAGGAAGAAUCUGGACCCUUUCAGCCAGCACACAGAUGAGGACCUGUGGAAUGCACUCCAAGAGGUGCAGAUGAAGGCCGUGGUAGAGGAGCUGCCCAAUAAGCUGGAGACGGUGCUGACUGAGUCAGGCUCUAACUUCAGCAUGGGCCAGAGGCAGCUUGUGUGUUUGGCCAGGGCCAUCCUCCGCGAAAACCGCAUCCUCAUUAUUGAUGAGGCCACAGCCAAUGUGGACCCAAGAACUGACAGCCUCAUCCAGCAGACUAUCCGGGACAAGUUUCAAGAGUGUACAGUCCUCACCAUUGCUCACAGGCUCAACACUAUCAUUGACUGUGACAGAAUACUGGUCCUGGAUGCUGGCAGGAUCCGGGAGUAUGACGAGCCAUAUGUGCUGCUCCAGAACCAGGAUGGGCUUUUUUACCAGAUGGUCCAACAGACAGGCAGAGCUGAGGCCGCCUCGCUGCUGCACACAGCUAAACAGGUUUACAUGAACAAAAAGCGAGUGACAGACGUGCGCUGUGCCAAGGACAUCUGUGUCAUCUUUGAGACGUCUCUUUGACAGUUUGGAGAGUCGCUGUGGCCAUCACUGACCAAAUCCUUUAACUGAUAUACUUAGCUCCUUUACUGUGUGCAUUAAAAUGUCUUUAGACUCCCAGCAGACAUAGUGUAGUAUGUGCUGCAUUUGAUUGUCAUAGUCCUUUGGUCUGGAACAGGAAAGAGGCAAGUAUGUGAGGCAGGCUGUACCUUUAUUGAUGGCAUAUUACUGCAUGGCUGUUUAUUGAUUACACUCAGCCAUGUUUAUGUAUGUGUGUUCUGGCCUCUUGGGUAGCUUCAACCCAGCACUCCUGCAGAAAAGAGUGCAGAUAUUGGGUGUGUUUAUCUUGGUGCAAUAAAUUAUUGGUGGCUUAAGCUAUUCUUUUAAAGCGGACACUGUUUUGCUCAACUAAGGUCUUUUUAUUAUUUGGAAAAUGCUUGACAAUACAAGGAGAAACCAAAGAGGAUGAUACCAAUGUCUUCAGUAAUCAUUGUGCCUUAAUCAGACUAUUGAUUCUUUGGAAUUUCAGUCUUCCUGCGCUCUGACCAUAGUGAUUUUAUGUCUACCUCAGCUCAUGUAAGGAAGGGACAGUAAAGUUGAAAUGGAACAUGCCAUUUAAUGGCAGUGAUACUGACUAACAAAGAGGAACAUGGGAGAAGUUUUAAGUUUGUAACUUUUUAAUAUUCAUUUCUCUCUUUACUCUUUUGAUAAAUGUGCUGUUGUUGCUCUGAGAACAUAGCACCUUUUACUGUGGCAGUAACAUGAAAUUGAGUAUCACUAAUAUGAUUUCUAGUAUUUAUGCUGUUUUCUAUAUAUUUGUGCAUGUUUUUUUUUGUUAAAAGUUGUAUUUCAGUGAGUUUGCACUUUGUAACUGAUUAGUCAUUAAUUAGUGAUACAUAUGGUCACUUAAAAUUUACAGUAGAUGAAGUUCGAAUUACAUAUAA